AGUUGGAGGAUGGACAUACUUUGUUUGACUAUGAUGUCGGGCUCAAUGAUAUUGUUCAAUUAAUGAUCCGUGUUAAUGUGCCUGAGGUGAAGGAUAUGUCAAAAACGCCCGUCAAAGAUGAACAAGAAACUGGUGAUAACGGAGUAGCAUCAGAUGAUGAUCAUAAUGUAAGAAUCUCCUCAGUAUACAAUUUUUACAAUUUUAUUAAAAGAAGAAAUGUUGAAUAACCCACCUGCAUUUAGCAAGGAUAUUCUAGGCGGGGGUUAUACACACAACAAAAUAUUAUAUAGAGGAAAAAAAUUACAUUGGCUAGGAAUAAUGUACAUAUAUAGUGAUUUUUUUGUUAUUUUCUUUUAGUAGAUAUAAAUUAUGUUUUACCAUUAGCGCGUAACAUAAUUAUUGCAUAGAAAUAUUCUAGGCUAUUUGCUAGUAUUUAGUAAAUUCAACUUACCAGUUUUCAAAAUGAUUUGUUAAAUUAAGAAACCGUAGAAGCUCUCCGCAUAAUAUGGGCGAGAUCAACAUAGUCAUCACAAGAAAUUAGGAUUUCCAGCAACAUUCGCUUACAUUUCUUUUUAAAUGUCGGUUCACUCAAAUUACGAAUUGAUAGAAGAAUCGGUAGAGUAUAGGCUUAGCUUCUUACAGGCCUCGGAAUUCAGGUCGGCUGCAAGUGCCAACCCGAUUGUGAUACCCCACCUAUCGUCAUGUCCGGAUGGCAAGAAAUUGCCAAUCUGCAAUUAAACUUUUCAAAUGAAAAGUCAGAACACAAGAAAUUAGGCAAUAUAUUCAUGCAUUUAUACAUAUUUAAACUUUAAAAGAGUGUCAGCAAAUUUCCGUUUCGUAAACGGUCAUUGUCACCAGUAAGGGUCGAAGGGUCGCUGUCGUCAAUUCACAUGAAACUCGAUAUUUCGCGUAAUUGCCACCACACGGGGGCAUUUGGUCAGACGUGUGCAACUUUGGCGCGUGUGCAAUAUACUACACGUGUUGUCUUGUCUAAAAUGGCGGAUGACGUCAAUCUCAGUGUGAAAGAUUUCGAUGAUCGCUUUGGUUCAGCUAUUACGAAAAUCAACUGCCGUUCAUUUUGGAAAGAUUUAUCACUACAACAGAAAGAAGAAAUUGAAACAAAAGCAUUGGAGAAGUUACUGAACUGACUGAAGACUGAUGUAAUCACCCCGCGUGGCGUGAAAAUUGUACAAUUACACACGCGUGACCUAUUGCCCCCGCGUGGCAGCAAUUGUGCGAGGCGUGAAAUAUCGAGUUUCAUGCGGAAUGAUGACGGCAACCUUUACUGGUGGCAAUGACCGUCAAAUGUCUUUGAUUAAUGGUACCCAUAAUCCAGCCAAUGUCAUUUCGAUGGAAUAUCGCGUACCCAAUAGUCGAGUCAAAUCACUAUAAGUACAUGGUCCUGAUCAAAGUAAUCGCAAUAGAUUUGUUUUCAGUGGUAAAGUGUGAGAAAAGUUGUUCUGAUUAACAUACUAAAAAUAAAAAAAAAUCCCUUCGGUGGAACAUGGUGAAAAUCGAGUUUUUCUUACUUCUGCCUAUAGAAAACCAUUGUGGACAGAAUGUUGAAAUUUUGAAAUCAUUUUUAGGCAAAUGUAACCUACAUUAUUGGAAAGCGUAGAAAAAACUAAAAUAUAGAUCAUUAAACAGUUACCUUGCUUUUGCCUAUCCAGCCGAAGUUAUACAAGAUUUAAAAUGCCAUAAAUUUGUAUUUUGUGCAAACUUUGCGCUAUUUUUCCAACUUUGAGCUAGAAUAACGAGAAACUGACCAGUAAAUUGAAUAUAACGGUUUAAUUGACCUUUAUAUAGUUUUGUUUAAGCUUUCCAAUAAUGUAGGUUACAUUUGCCUAAAAAUGAUUUUAAAAUUUCAACAUUCUGUCCACAAUGGUUUUCUAUAGGUAGAAGUAAGAUUUUCACCAUGUUCCACCGAAGGGAUUUUUUGGGAUUUUUAGUAUGUUAAUCAGAACACCUUCCCUCACAUUUUACCACCGAAAAAAAUUCUAUUGCAAUUUCUUUGACCUCUGGUCACAGAUUGACUGGACUACUACCAAAGUUUGAAACUGAAACAUGCAUUGAAUAUAUAGUCAGUAAUUUUCAAUAAUGCCCAAGCAUAAACACGUCACGUAAAUAAGGUUUAAUUCUGCUUAGCGAAUUAACGUAAUGGCGACGCUAAUCGGUUUGGACUUGUUUACAUUUUGCGUAUAAAUGUCGAAUAAUGUUUUCGCCCCGAAAGUUGCCUCUGGUUUAUACAUGUUGGCUACAACUAAAUUUUAUUGAGAACUAGAUCUAGAGUUUGCUGACCUGUCAUGUCGACCUGCUUUCAUUUCACAUCAGCAAAAUUUUGCCGACACCGCCUGAUUUUCUACUAAUCCCGCGACAAUACAUAGUUAAUAUUGAGUUUUAAAUAUUUUCUAUGCAUCACGGUCAAGAUCUCGAUUCGUGUGAUUGAUGUAUGUAUGUGUAUGUAAAACUUUAUUUAAUGACUCUAUACUUGUCAACAGUGACAGUUGAUUUCCACAAGGGGCGUCACUAGCACACGAGGGAUAUAUUUACAAAGUCAAAGAGAGAAAAACAUAAAUAUAUAGCUAUUUACAAGAGAUUUAUAAAAGGAAAUUAAAUUGGUGUGACCCGGUCGUAUAUUAAGAUCUAUAGUUGUUUCUAUCUAAAAAUGUGUACGUUUUUGAUAGAGUAAAUUGAUUGCGCGCUUCCUUAGCUUCGCGCGGAAGAUUAUUCCUCCUCGUGAAUAACUCUUUCAAAUUUGGUGCAUCACAAUCGUUCAGAAUUUUAUAUAAUAACGUUGCCUUACUCAUGCCUCGUCUCGAAUCUAAAUUUUCCCAUUGAAGAGCCCAAAGCAUGCACAUACCAUGAUAAUUAUCACUUAUUUACUGAGACCGAGGGAAACAGUGUGUUUUGUGGACUCGAGACCGUCGAUGUUUCCCGAGGCGAAGCCGAGGGAAACAUCGACGGUCGAGGGUCCACAAAACACACUGCUUUCCCGAGGUUUCAGUAAAUAAGUGUUUUAUUAUAUAUCAAUAGUCAAAGAAACAACAAAUUAAAGAACAAAUGAACGUAAAUACAUGAAAUAUUUUAUUGUUAAAACGUUAAAUUAAACACUGGCUAUACACUGCAGUUACUUGAAGCGAAAGUUUUAAUUACGUACUAGGAAUGUCCAAAGGUCGCAUCUUCACGUGAUGGCGCACGUGAAUUUUUUGUUAUUCGCCGGUCGAUAACGUAUUAUCUCCCUCUUGCGCUGUUGCGAGGGAGACAGCCUAAUUUCGUCACUCUCACGUGAUAUGUUCUCAACCAAUAAAACACUAGAAAAAUGCGACUUUGACUAUUGAUAUAUAAUAAUAUAUUAUGUUUUCACUUCAGAAUACAACUGAGAGUAAAGAUAACACUAGCGAUGAUGUCAAGGGAUUAUACAAGGUAAUCAGGCAAUUUAUUCAAUUGAUGUUUAAAUUUAUGAUAGAAACUUAGCAAUUUCUGGGCUUGUUUAUUGCGGAUUUCGAUUUAGCGUUUCAGACUUUCCGUUUCCGGUGAUUGUUUUUCCGUUAAAACGAACAAGUUGCUAAGGGCUUUCGCCAUUGUUGCUAAAGGCAAAAAGGCGCGAAUUUUAAUAUAAACAUGCAACGGUCGAGAACAUAGUAUAUCAUGUUUAUAUAUAGAUCAUGUAGUCAGCAGUACAGGAAGUUUUGUGAACGGAAAAGCUUUGUCAAAGGAAUUUAGAUCAUGCCUUCUCAAAUUCAUUAAUAAUUCAUGACAAUUCAGCCAAUGAUAAUCGCCUAUUUGAUCACAAGAUGCCAUUUGGAUAACCUGGUGAAACUUGAUGAAAGUCACUAGUGUUUUCAUCAAAUAUCUUAAUUACGCAUGCAAAAUUUAAUACUUGAAUAGAAUUCCUAAUUACGUUAUGCUUGGUUAAAAUCAGGUAUUCAAAUCAGCAAACGAAAACAUUCUGUUACGUCUCGAUUCAUUUGAGAAGCCAUAUAAACAACUCGAGCUCGUGUCUCACCGGGAUAUCCAAACACUCGAAAACAAUGUAUGAAAACACUCAACAAUGUAUGAAAACACUCGCGCUUCGCGCUCGUGUUUUCAUACAUUGUUUUCUCGUGUUUGGAUAUCCCGGUGAAACACUCGCUCUCGUUGUUCAUAUGUUACUUCAAGACUUUCUCAAAUAAAGUUGAUAUAGAAAUGUUCGGUUCAGACUGGGUGUAAACUGGUCUUUCAGUUAAUCAAAAUCUUCCUUGGUCGCAAAGGACAGAUUUUCUUGACACAAAUUAGCACGGAUAGCCCGCCUCAUACAAACAUUUCCUACAGUACCAUGAUAAUACUCUUGUUCCAUAUAAUUGUUCUAUACUACUUUAUUCGUUCAUUAUAAAAUAAACAAAUGCAAUAUGUACUGUUUUAAACACGCGUAGGAGUGUUUUAUCAUAUUUAAUCCGAUAAUGAGGACUGGACUAGAUUUCAAAUCCGCUCCAGAUUGCAAGUCCGAGGCGACACCGAGGACUGAAUCAAAAUCCGAGGAUUUGAAAUCUAGUCCAGUUCUCAUUGUCGGAUUUGAAAUGACAUCUCAUACGAAUAAAUCACUAUUUAAAGUGAGGUGAAUUAAUUUUGAUCCAAUCCUAGGACUGGAUCAGUAUACUUCACCUGGUAUCCAGUAUUAUCAUGUGAGCAAAAUAAAGCAAUACGGUUGGCUAAUUUACUCAUGAAUUAUUAAUGAGUUUGAGAUAUGAUAACAUACGACUACAAGUGUUUUGAAUAGCUUCAAACAUGAUUACAAUAGGUGCCGUCUCAUUAGUAUUCUUUAUACAUGUAUAAAGAAUUCUAAUUAGGAUGGAUUUUUAUAAGGUAUUGAAAACGCUAUACCAAUGAUAUCUGUACAAGUAUGAAAUUCGAUUAUCUGUUUCUUUACCAUUUUUCAAUAAAGAGUCUGUGAAGUUGCAAGUUCUAAGUCCGUAAUAAUGUUUAAGAAUGCGAUGUACGAGUUUAUGCUGUCUUGAUAAUCCUACGAACCUACAAUAACCCCGUUGUUGAUUUUUCUCAUUUACAAAAAGGCAAAAACAAGUGCAAACAAUAUCCACGGUUUACAUCAAACUACCAACAUUUUCCGACUGUUACCGAAUGUGCAACGAUUAAAUUUCGCCAAUUUACGAUUGUUUUGUUGAUAAUUUUUGCAAAUUCAAAGUUGUUAAUUCGUUAUUAAACCUACUCACAAUGAUUUCAUGUACAAAUACAGUUACCAGGAAAGAACAGAUUCUAAAAUAUGGAAAUUUAAAAGCAUUGGCUUGCAUAAUGCGAUGUGAAGACAAGGCUUAAUGUGCUAUUUGUUUGAAGUGGAAGUCAAGUACAUUCUGCGCAUCGGUUCUGCUCAUAACAAUGUGAGGAGUCUGAGGACCUCUAAUGUGAACUUUGCCCAAAUUUCGAAUGUUUCGAAUUUAUAUUCGACAUAAACUCUAUUUCAUAUUCAUUUAGAAGCAUAGCGAACCAAAAUGGUGUUAGAUAUUCAGACAGUACAUCAUACUUUAAAUUACUUCCACUUUAAAUAUCCACAUCCUGUAGUGAAUCAAUUCAAGAUUUUAGAUAUUUCUGUGACUGUUAUUUUAGCGUAAAAAACUAUAAUACUAUGAAAUAAAAUACAUUUGUAUUUAUUGAUAUUCACUGUCUACUCCUUCAUCAACUUACACCAAUGCCAUGCACAUACCCUUAUAUUCUAGCAACUACAUUGUCCAGCUGUCAGGAAUAAGCCAUUUUUAGUUGCCAUAUGAAACGUUAUUAUUUUUUCCAUGAGUUUUAAAUGUCGCAUACUAAAUGGUUGGAAAUUACGAAUUUAUCAUUUCCUCGUCACAAAUAAACAACUGCUAGUUUGUACAGUACUGUAAAAUCGCCGUUUGUACAUUUGUACAGUACUGUAAAGGCAUCGGUCACUAAUAAUGGGAGGGGAGCCGUCCCAAUCGCAAGACCUUUAUUUUCAGGAUGCCCCCACCUUCAUCUAGAAAAUUUGGGUCCACCCAACAUUUAAUUCGUUACAUUUUUUGGUGUAAAAUAGGUAAUGGGACAAGUACUGGUGUAAGACAUUGUGUAGCCUAAAUAAUUAGAGGACCAGUAUCCAAAAUGGUUGUUAUUUAUACUCCGACUCCUAUGGUGAACUGCAUGUACGUAAUAAACUAUGGAAACUAUACGAUUAUAGGAACUAAACUGGAGAUCCAAGGAUAGUGCAAUGUUUCAAAUUAAAAAAGACACUGCAAGUGUAUGGGGGCAUGACGUGCAUGGAAACGCUGUGUCUCAUUAAAAUCGUGUUGCUCUACACUGUAGGUUGGUGAUAAAGUAGACGCGAAAGACUGUGACAUGGGCGCUUGGUUUGAGGCAGAGAUUGUCGAACUUUCGAUGGACCGUAGUACUGAACCAACAACUGUACUUUAUCACGUCGUGUAUGAUGGGUAGGUCACAGCUUGUUUUAACGACUUUGUUUGUAAGGUUCUAUCACUCAAUUUACAACUGCUUUUUUUAGCUAUGAGGAAGAUGAAGUCUCCAAACUAAGUGAAAAAAAUGUCCGACCAAGAGCCAGUGUUAAACUGCCGUGGAACCAGGUAUAUAGCUGUAAGAAAGCUUUGGAUAUUGAUUAUAGGGCUACAACUACCUGAUAAAUACAAGGAGAAAUUCGACGUUUCGAGCGAAGGCCCUUAUCGCUGGCACUUGAUAAUAAUAGAGAUGAGAGGAUUAAUUGGAAAAUAUCAAUCGGCAAAAUCAACCAUUUUUGAAGUAUACAUGAUCAGUCGAUCAUUGGACUACGACCAUAGAUAUCUUAUAUACACUAGAUAGCGCAUCUCUUUUAGUAAAAUUGAAGCCAAGAAUAUUCCAGCGGUUACCCCCAUUUGCAUAGAUGGCGGCCAUAUUGGUCAUUCCCACUUGCUAAUAAACGCUUAAAAACGACAAUAACUUUCAUCAUUUGAAUAGUUUAAAAACGUAUUUGGAAUAGGGUUAACUUAAUGUUUAAGUUCCCUGUUUAAGAAUAGAAAACAUACGAAUCUUCUCAUUUCAUGGGAACGACCUGAGACUGCACUCACAGCUUCAAUUGUUGAAUUGCAGAAUAAUUAGAUGCACUAUCUAGUGUAUAUAAGAUAUCUAUGACUACGACCGGCCAACUUUCUGAAAGUAUACACUCGGAUGGCAUGUUUUGUUACAAGCUUCCAACUAUGUUGACAAAAAUGCAAAAUUUCAUAUUUGUUUUUCCCAAUAAUAAACUGCACCAUUAGAAAGGUCUCAAAAAAGUAUGUAUAAAACAUUAAAAUAAAGCGAGUAGUUGGCAAAAUAGUAACUUUUAGCAUGCAUAAACUAGCGUAUUUUCUUCAUUUUUGAACGUUAAAAACGGCUAUACGAAAAUCAUGCUACUCACUUAAAUGUCUUGUAUAUAUUUGCGAAGUUUCUACUAAUGAUAUAUAUACAUUUAUUUUUGUUAAAAAUAAACCCGAAAUUUUUGCAUUUUUGUCAACAUACUCUAAUAGUACUUUAAUAGGCAUAUUUAAAACUCAAAUUUCCGGCCAACAUAUCUAGUAUAUUCUUCAUAAAUGCAGAUAUACUCUAUGCAAAUGCCCGUUGGCAGCUUGUAACAGAAAAUGCCAUCAAACAAACUUUCGUGUACAUAUUCAGGUUUUGGCCGGCCCUCUACUUAACAAGUUUGAUUUAUGAAACAUGUUGAAAUCUUAGUUGCUUGUCAAUCUGCCACUGAAGGACAAUUUAAAAACUGGAGUUUGUUUUUAUUUUUUCUUUCCGUAAUGUUUGAUAUUUGACAAAAGCUGCGAUGAAUAUACCUUGCAGUUUUUUGUCAUUGAUUUUAUACAACAACUAUUUUCUGUUCUAUAUACUACUGUCUUGAAGGGCAUAUGACUCGAAAAUUGACGGGGUUUUUGUCUAAUUAGAAAGAUAAUUGAAAACUAUUUUUGUUUUCUUGUUUCGUUUUGGAGAUAUUUCAUUUUGUAUGAUAUGCAAAUGACCAAUUUUCUACGUCACACAUGCAUAAUGACUUACUUUAAAAUGUUAUAUAAUUUUGUCACUACCAAAUAAAUUCGCUCAAAAUGAAUGAUGAGCACGAGAUUUGUCCACAACAACACCCAUGUAGGUUUUCUGCUGAUUGUGUUUAGUCGUAUUAAAGAUAUACAGCUUCUAUGUCUAAAUCAUUAUGCAUAUGUGACGUAGGAAGUUGGUCCUUUGCAUAUCAUACAAAAUUAAAUAACUCCAAAACGAAGCAAGAAAACAAAAAUCUAUCAAGCAAGUUACUCUACACUUUUCAUGCAAUGAUCUUUCAAAUUAGACUAAAAAAUAACAAAGUUAAUUUUCGAGUCAUAUGCUCUUUAAUCUUCAGAGCUGCUACUAAUUUUACUAUACUAAAAUAUUUGUUUCAUGAUUUAGUUAUUUGUUGGUCAGAUAGUGAUGGCAAAUUAUAAUACAGACGAACCGAAAGAAAGAGGUUUUUGGUAUGACGUUAAAAUAACACGUAAAGUAAGUUACUUUCAUGAACGCUUAAACUUUUGCCUUUUUAGUGUGAAGUUUCUUCGAAACUUCACAGUAUUGUGAUGACUGGGGGAAAUUCAAACGAAACAGUCAGUCAUUCAUUCAUUCA
This is a messenger RNA of Paramuricea clavata, 8611 nucleotides long. The record is from the annotation of a GenBank genome assembly. Lineage: Eukaryota; Metazoa; Cnidaria; Anthozoa; Malacalcyonacea; Plexauridae.